Molecule: messenger RNA, 609 nt
Organism: Aspergillus pseudoviridinutans
Lineage: Eukaryota; Fungi; Ascomycota; Eurotiomycetes; Eurotiales; Aspergillaceae
Gene: hel10
Product: putative high expression lethality protein Hel10
Exons: 2
Coding region: 1-609 (202 amino acids)
Cellular component (GO): outer membrane
Source: RefSeq, a predicted model, not a curated record
AUGUCCGGUCCAUACGAUCAGUAUUCCAACCAGCAAGGCUACGGCCAGGGCCAAGGUCAAUACCAGCAGGGAGGAUACUCCCAAGGCGGCUACGGACAGCAGUCGUACCCUAACCAGCAAUACGGCCAGGAAUAUGGCCAACAGCAUGGUCAGCAGCACGGUCAAUACGGAGGCUCUAGUGACUACUACAACCAGCAGCGCGAUCACAACCAGGGUCAGUACGGCCAGCACCAGCAGAGCCAAUACGGUCAACACGACCAGUACGGUCAACAACACCAGGGCCAGGGGUCAUACGGGCAGUCUGGCUACAAUGACCAGAACGCUCCCGGUGGAGCCCAAGAGGGCGAACGAGGACUCGGCGGUGCUAUCGCGGGCGGUCUCGCGGGCGGCUUCGCAGGCCACAAAGCUGACCACGGUAUUCUGGGUACCAUCGGAGGCGCCAUCAUGGGAUCUGUCCUGGAAGACGCCGUCAAGAAGAAGAAGCACAACAAGGAGGAUGCCCCUUACGGCAGCCACGGUGGCUCCCAGUACGGCAGUCACCAGGGCGGGCAUGGUUCCUCAAGCGGCGGUGGUCUGAUGGAUAACUUGGGCGGCUUCUUCAAGAAAUAG